AUGGGAAAGAUCUCGCAUGUCAUCGCAAAUGCCGGCAUUCAUCGCCCCGAUGAUAUCUUUUCGUAUUCUGGAGACCAUCAGGAGCCGAAAGAGCCCGAUUUGAGCGUGAUUGAUGUCAACAUCAGAGGCACUUUGUAUACCGCCAAACUAGCAAUGAUCCAGCUCGGGAACUACUCUCUCAAUAUGUGGCGCUGA
Molecule: messenger RNA, 195 nt
Organism: Penicillium samsonianum
Lineage: Eukaryota; Fungi; Ascomycota; Eurotiomycetes; Eurotiales; Aspergillaceae
Exons: 2
Coding region: 1-195 (64 amino acids)
Source: RefSeq, a predicted model, not a curated record